Molecule: messenger RNA, 2677 nt
Organism: Epinephelus fuscoguttatus (brown-marbled grouper)
Lineage: Eukaryota; Metazoa; Chordata; Actinopteri; Perciformes; Serranidae
Gene: ap5z1
Product: adaptor related protein complex 5 subunit zeta 1
Exons: 18
Coding region: 117-2600 (827 amino acids)
Cellular component (GO): AP-5 adaptor complex
Source: RefSeq, a predicted model, not a curated record
CGGAACUAAAGUGGCGGUCAUGUGAUUCCAGUCAGGACCCGAUUAGCGGCCGCACUGUUUACCUUCCGCUGCACACAGAAACAGCGGAGAGGAGGAAUGUCCGACUAUCUUUCAAAAUGUAUUCUCACGGUUCAGAGAGUUUAAUUAAACAAGCGAGGGAGAUUCAGGAUUCUGAGCUGCAGAAGUUUUACGGCAGGUUAGUCAAGCUGCUCCAGGGGAAGGAGCUCGGCCAUGAGGCUGUCGACUCCCUCCAGAGGCUGCACCUCAUCCUCUCUGCCAACAAAUACAUCAGGACGUUGCCCGCAGAGCUUCAGAAGAGGCUUCAAUUGCUCCUCUCAUCACCCGCUGAGCAGUUUCAGGUGCUGGGCUCAGCUGUGCUCAGAGAGACGCUGCCUCCCUCUGGCCAGCAUGUGAACUACAGCCAGGAGAACAUCAGUCAGCUGAACAGCCAUGCUGCUGCGCUGCUGCUCUCACAGGCUGGAUCCAGGGCUGACCUGUCGUCUCUGUGCGCUCAGCUCCUUCGCAGUCUGGAAAGCCGACAAUCAGAGGGGCCAUCUCACUUGCUCAUACACACCCUGCCGAUCCUCAACACCAUUCUCACACACAGCCCCAAGUGUCUCACCGAAGAUCACGUGACCUUGCUGAGUAAAAAGCUUGUGGAUUGGUUGCGUUAUGCCAGCAUCACUCAGGGAGGCGGCGCUUCCUCAGGAGGAUUCUUCACAGGGCAGAGGUUGCGUCAGCCGGUGCCGAUUGCAGAGCUGGAUGGAACGGUGUCAAGUGAUUUCUUCACCGUGCUGUGUGUGGGCCAGGGCUUCACCGAGGACCAGUGGAUGAACGUCUACUCCUUUUCCAUGCUUCGCCAUUGGCUCCUCACCUACCACUCUGUUUCCAACGGCAACAGCACAGCUGACACCGCACAGAGGCUGCAGCACAGCCUCUCCCUCUCCCACUCCCACUCCUUUUCUAACGAUGACCGGUCAGAGGUGGACGGAUCAGUGGUUUCCAUGGUUUCGGCGACUUCCUCCUCCAGCCGAUUGCUCCCUCCAAAGGAGCGCCUGAGAGAGAAGGCUUUCCAGUACUGCCAGCGCCUCAUCGAACAGAGCGAUCGCAAGGCACUCAAAAGGACAGACACAGACCUGCAGAAAGCGUGUCUGGUGGAGGCAGUGUGUAUCCUGGACAGUGUGUGUGAAGAGGACGCCUCGCUGGUCUUCCGAACGUUCCCUUGCAUCAAGGCACUCUUCGGUCGGCUCAGCUCAGACUUGUCGUUCGCCCGAGUCCUGCUGCCCAUAGCUCAGUUCUACCUCAACCAUGGCGAGGUGGCUGCAGUGGACUGCGAGGGAGUGUGGAAGCUCGUGUUUGGCCGAUUCCCUGCCGAGCUGUUUAACGACCACUUCCUGGCACAUGAGCUGCUACGCUUCCUUCGACUGAACCUCGAGAGCCUGCAGCUCCGAGUCCCACAGUACACACGCUCCUUCCCAAACCUGCUGAAGUUCUUAGCGUGGGACAGCCCAGCAAUGGUGGAUGACUUCUUGGAUCUGCUCCCCUCUCUGGUGACAGCUGGAACUGCAGUGGAGCUUCUUCACACUCUGCUGGACCUGCCCUGUCUGUCUGCCACGCUGGUUUUACAAGUCAGGUCCACUUGUUUGCCCAUUUCUGAGGCUGGCAGCCGUGCCCUCCUGUCACUUGAUGCAUUUCGAAACCCAUCUUUCCGAGGGCUUUUCCUCUUCCUGCUUCGAGAAGAAGCAGGCUCAGGUGACACAAUCGACCGACUCAGCACGCUCCACGAGCUGCUGGCUGAGACAGCUGAUUGGCCGAGAGUUGUUCAGUGUGCCCAGAUUGUCCCUGUGCUGUUGCACAUUUUUUUCAACACAGUGAUCACGGUCGCUGACGAGAAGCUUUUAGCCCACUUGAUCCUGGUGAUGCUGGAGAGAAGCAGCCUCCUCCUCAACAUCCCGAAGUACCAUAAAGAGAUACACAGGGUGUUCAGCUGCCACCUGCUGAGGUUGUGCAAGCUCCACCCGUCUCUGGUAGUGGACCAGUCUCACGAGAUGCUGGAGUUCGCUGGAGCCACGGCCAACGUCUACAGCAAAGAAGAAAUCUACACACACGUGGUAUGGGUGCUGGGAGAGUACCUCUCUGUGUCAUGUGACUCUCGCUGCUCUGUGAGGCUCAUCACUUCCUGUUUUGAAGCGCUGGAGGCGGUGCUGUUUGAGAUCACCUCAUCUGCCCCACCACCUGGAGCGGCUUGCCCUGCUCCCAGAGCUGUCACCACUCUGAUGAGCUCUCUGGCUAAGCUGGCGUCACGAUCACAUGACCUCAUACCCAGGGUGUCUCUGUUCCUCUCCAAGCUAAGGACGGUAACUAGAGGCGCUCCAGUUGCCUGGUGCUCUGAUGAAGAGGACCUUGUUGCCAUAGUAACGCGAGGCGAGGAGCUGUGGUCGCUGCUGAAAGCCCCCGGUGUGGCGCAGAGCGUCCUGACCCCACCUCCACAUGUCACCACAGCCCAGUGGCACAGAGACAUCAACGUGGCCAUGCCCCAGCGACUGCGGGCGCUCACCAACCUCACACACAGACUUCCACACCACACGUCAUCAUUUUGAAUUCGCACUUAGAGAUUCUCUCAUGAAACAAGCAUCUCAAUAAAUCUUGUGAUUUUUGCACCUUAUUUUUGUAAAUA